Podarcis lilfordi (Lilford's wall lizard) is the source of this 5114-nucleotide messenger RNA. Lineage: Eukaryota; Metazoa; Chordata; Lepidosauria; Squamata; Lacertidae. The record is from the annotation of a GenBank genome assembly.
CUUGGGUAAUGUGUCUGGGGAUUACUGCUGUAUAUUCAGGGUUUUAUGCUACAAAUUUACAAGAGCUCAGACUUCAAAUAAUGUUAAAAGGAAACAAAGACUUUUGUACUUAAAUGAUUUCCAACAGCCACCAGAAAUCAUCACCUAACCUGUACAAGGUAAAAUAUUUCAGUUACUCAUUAUAACAAUGUUGGUAUAUAUUUCUUGUAAGAGAAAGAUGUCAGAGACAUUGUGCUAAAUCCAGUAUGACAUUCUCUGUAAAUAAUUUAGUUUUUCUCACUUGCUCUUCUUUCUAUUUUAUUACUUCAGGCAGUAUUCUGCUAUUUUGUGGACAGCAGUUUCAAAGCCUGUUAGCUCUUUUCAGCUGUUGAACUUUAGAGAAGCAGCCGUUUAAAAAACAACAACCAAAACCCAUGUAAGGCAUUGGUUUUCCCUUUGAUUUAGUGAUCCUUAUGACUUAUGAUUUUCUUUAAUACUUCCCCCCCCCAAAAAAAACCACCCCCCUCCAAAAAAAAAACACCCCAACCUUUCUGCACCAGUGUAUCCAGCUUAUUUUCUUUCUUUCUUUUGAAAUGUUAUAUAUACUUACUUUUAGAAAACCAAGACAGACAUAAAAAUUUGAGAUGCAUUGUUGCUGUAUAAUUACUACUGCAUUGUAGUAACUUGGCUUGCAUGUUAGGUUUUUUUAAUGUAUAGCUAUGGAAAAUGUUAGUUUUAAUGUGAACAAUUUAAAAAAAGAACUCGACAAAGAAAUCUGAAUACGUGGCCAAGCAAUAAAAGUGAAGUUCUAGGGAGAAUUUGUUUCCUAAGUAAUUUACAUUUUAAAGAGGAAAGCCAAUAAUUUGGGGCACAGGGGAACGAUUGAAGAAGAGGAGUAGAUUUUCAAACACAGCUCUCUAGACUUCUAGGGAACAUACCCAGCAAGCAGCUGUUAAAAUAUUCUUUGAUCUUUUUCUUGUGUGUGAUGAGAACCAGGCCUAGAAAAUCAGAUCCAUAUGCCUUCUCAUCUAGGAGUACAAAAGAAGAUGUGAGUUUCUUCAUGGAGGACCAAACUAGGACUGGAUAGCAGUCAAUAAAGGCAAUUAUGUCAGUUACUGUAUGCCACCUCUGUUUUGGGUGAUGUUUUGGGUGAUUUUUGCACAUGAAAUAUUCUCCCUAGUUUGGAAAAAGGCAAGUUUUUAAAUGUUACUGAAAUUCAGUAAGAGAAGCAAGAAGCAAGAUAAGCAAACAUGAACUGAAUGUCUGCACACUUACCGUAUCUGGAAAAGGAAUGAUAUCCAGAUUGAAACAUACUAUACUUAGAGUCAUAGCUUGUAGUUCCCCCUGUAUUUAAGAUACGACCCCUCUUUUUUCUCUUGAAAAAAGUUGUGACACCAUGCAAGACAGCAUUUCACCCUUAUAAAGGAAUGCACAUUGUUGCUUUCAGAAAAAGAUACUGUGGAGAUGUAUACUUUCUUAUAACUAUUUUCCCCUUUUCUCCAAGGUUAACUAUGAAUGUGCAAUUGUAUUCCAGACUAUUGGUAGUCUUCUUGGCCAAUACCGUGUGGACUCGUAAUAUCAGGCCAAUGUAUGAUCAGCCUGAUACAUAUGACUGGUCCUUCUACAGCUUUGAGUGUCCACAAGAAUGCUUCUGCCCUCCUAGUUUCCCAAAUGCCUUAUACUGUGAUAGCAAGGAACUUAAAGAAAUUCCAGCCAUCCCAGCAAGAAUCUGGUAUCUCUACCUCCAAAACAAUCUCAUUGAAACAGUUACAGGGAAAUCUUUUGUGAAUGCCACACAACUAAAAUGGAUAAAUCUGAACAACAACAAAAUUACCAGCAAUGGAAUUGAAAAGGGUGUAUUCGGCAACUUGAAAAAUCUGCUCUACUUAUUUCUUGAGAAUAAUGAGUUAGAAGAAGUGCCUGCUCCAUUGCCAUUGAGUUUAGAGCAGCUGCGUUUGGCAAGAAACAAAAUCACUACAAUCCCCGCAGGGGUCUUCAACAAUAUGGAAAACCUCACUGCGCUAGAUCUACAUCAAAACAAACUGUUGGACAGUACUCUCUCAAGUGACACCUUCCAAGGACUUAACAGCCUCAUGCUACUCAACAUCGCUCAAAAUUCACUUACAAAAAUGCCACCAACCCCUCCAGCUAAUGUAAUACAGCUGUUUUUGGACAAUAACUCCAUUGAAGCAAUACCAGAAAAUUAUUUUGAUGCAACGCUCAAACUGAUUUUCCUUCGACUGAACAACAAUAAGUUAACCGAUAAAGGUCUACCAUCCAAAAUAUUUAACAUUUCAUCUCUUCUUGACCUUCAGCUAUCUUACAAUGAACUCACCAAAAUCCCAUCUAUCAAUGUUCACCUCGAGCACCUUUAUCUUGACAACAACAGGAUCGACAGUAAGUGCAUAUCAGCAAUCUCAGACAGAAGUUUUUCCACAGAAAUACCCCUCCCCCACACUCCUCCCAUUUAUAGCACAAAUGUUGCAAUGCUGUGCACACAUGCCCAUGCACACACACAUGCAUUCACAAGUCCAAAAGUGUAUAGGUAUUAGAAGCAACAAGAAACCAGACCAGCUCUGGUUUAAUGAGAACCUAUUGUAUUUCAGAAAUACAAGUUCUGUACAUUUGAUCUAAACUGUAAAUUCCAUUGGCUAGCAACUAAGCCCUAUUUUGUCUAACCUCAGUUUUUGAACAUAAUCCAUUCCGGAGGUCUGCUUGACUUCCAAAAUGUUUGAAAACCGAGGACCAAAGGUCUGUCAGCAAAUUCAAUGGGGAAACUUGAGAAAUGCGCCUCGGAAGCCAUUCGACUUCCAAGGCGUGUUCGAAAAUGGAAGCAUUCACUUCUGGACUUUUGGCAUUCAGCAUUCAUAUUUGUGAUCACAUAUAAUGGGAUGAGGAUCAAGUACAAGGAACAUAGGGUCAGCUCCCACAAAACAAAUUCUGGCACAUGGUUAGAGAUCCAAAGUAAAAUGUAGAUGGGUCUUAUUAACUGGAGGAGCGCACAGAAUGCUCUGUUCACCUAAGACAAUAUUGCAGACUCUGUGGCCCAUAGCUUAACUUCAUGUGGCUAUGGAAGCCCACAGGCAGAGGAGGAGGAGGAGGAGGAGGAGGAGGAGGAGGAGGAGGAGGAUUGAGCUGGGGGAACAGCCAAAGUGAUGGAUUCACACAAUAAUGAUUUAUAAUUCACAAUAGAUUGCCGCAGAAGGAAUAUACAUGUUAACAGAAGAAUGGUCCCCAUCCCUGACCUAAGGUACACAGAUAUUUUGUGUGCUGGCAGAUCCCUUACCAUUAAGCAAACCAUCCAAGCAUGAUACUGGGCCAACAAAGAUCAGCUUAAUGCAAACCAGACUGCAAUUGCAUCACAAGAAUAAAACAGAAACAAUUAGUGCAUACCAUAAGCUGCUGAGCCUAACCACAAAUCACACAUCGAGUCACAUUAUCACACACAUGCAUGAUAGCACAACAGAAUUAGGCAUUGCUUCCAAAAACAAUUUACCCAUUUUACAGAUGGGAAACACUAAGAGCUUCUAGUUCAAAGAACAAUCACGCUAGAAAAUUCAAAUCCCAGGCAAAUCAAAAUUACUAGACACCACUCCUCACAAGGAGUGAAGAAGAUACUGCCAAGUUUUAAGAGGGAACAUGCAGCCUCAUCACCUGGUGACUGCUGAGCAGCAGCCACUUUUAAUUUGCUCUGUUACCUUUCUCAUCUUCCAUGAUAAAAAAAUAGAAGGAAACAAAUGCUGAACUGUGAUUCCUCUGGCUUCCCAACAAGUCCUGAGUUUUUUGUGGGGAGGGAAGACAAUGCACUUUUCUUAUGCUCUUGUUUUUUUUGUUUUGUUUUAGGUAUUAAUGGAACCCAAAUAUGUCCAGUUCCUAUCCCAGGGGAUCAUGUCUAUGAGAGGAACUUACCACGACUCCGCUAUCUCCGCCUGGAUGGCAAUGAAAUCAAACCUCCAAUUCCAUUUGACCUCAUGUUAUGCUUCCGACUUCUUCAUGCUGUUGUUAUUUAAGGACAGCUUAGUGUUACCAUUAUUGCGUUAGUAAACAGGUUUUGCUGGCAUUAAACUUGUUAGAACUUCCAGGUGUUUUUCGAUCAAUUAUACUGUCCCCCCAUGGAGUUUCAUUUUUAAUUGUUAGUGUUUCAUCACUUCUUUUUCUUUCUCAAAAAUACUCUCUUGGUACAGCCAACCUGUCCCAAUUAUUUUAAAUGUCACUCUAUUAAGACGAUGCUUUUGCUACUCAAAUGUAUUAUCUAGCUGUGGGUUCCAUAAAAGUUUUGGCAUUCUUCUUCUACACAUUCCAUACAUAUUGGCCUGCAGAUUCAGGUGUAGUACAUUUCACAUAUUAAGCAAAAGUAGAAUAUAUAAUUGCUUAUUUUGUUAUCUUUUUUUAAAAAAAGAGCAUUGCUGUAGAUGCCAGAUAGCAUGUUUAAUGAUAAAAAUAAGUAGCAGAAAUCUCUUUCCCACCCUCUUCAUUCACGGAAAUUGUUAUAUUGAAUACAUUAACAGCUGCAACACUGCUUCAUUUUGUUAAAAUGGGGCCAAAUAUCUCUCUUUACAAAAAUGAACAUGUAAAAUCGUACAGUUCAGAAGCUCCAUAUGCAUGGAGCAUGGCUUUCCACCAGCAGUGAUGUUUACACAUGUACUUUCUUACUUGUACUAUUCCCUCAUGAUAUACCAGCAGAAUUGCCAGUAAAUUCCACCUGUAAGAAAUUUCAAGGUAUACCUUAGCAAACCAUCUAAGGAAUUUUGAGGGAAGAGUUAUAAGAAGAUGAAUGCAAGUUAUGUACAUCCCUAAAACACUAACAUUGCUACAAACACAUUUCAUUUAUCAUUGCACAUGAACAGCAGAAGCAGCCUUAGGUAUCUGUUUAUUGAAAAAGUGCACAAAGGUAUCUGCAAAAAAUGCUUUUGUUAGGAGAAAGGCACAUGAACUGUGUUAAAAUUUUUGUGCAGGCUUUAUUUAACCAAAUGUAAACUGGCAUAGAAAUGGAGCAAACUGAACUUAAAAUUGGAAAAAUGAGAAAGGGGAACUGAAAUUGACAAAUCUGUUCAUCUCUACUUGGUGAAUGUUAUCUUUACCUUCCGAAAAAGUGGAUUUGCAUGCUAAAUUAUACAUAACUAGAGCCACAGUAG